Peromyscus californicus insignis is the source of this 6140-nucleotide messenger RNA. RefSeq names its product microtubule associated scaffold protein 1 (gene Mtus1). Bases 434 to 4219 code for a protein of 1261 amino acids. The transcript is spliced from 15 exons. The record is from RefSeq and is a predicted model, not a curated record. Gene Ontology annotation, molecular function: microtubule binding. NCBI's taxonomy places the organism in Eukaryota, Metazoa, Chordata, Mammalia, Rodentia, Cricetidae. Gene Ontology annotation, cellular component: nucleus; cytoplasm.
UCCCGCCUGGCCACCGCCGCCGCCUCCGGGGGUGCUGGCGCGGGUCCGGGUCGAGCUGCGAGCCCCAGGUGUCUACGCCUCCCAGGCUGGGUCAGCCCAGGGUGCAGAAGGGAGCCCACAAGCGGUGGCUCCCGGGAGGGCUCCGGGCUGCCUCCCAGGCUCUGCGGGCAAGUGCGGUGUGGAUCCCAUUCCGCCGCCCAUCCCGGCCGCCCGCCGUGGGGACCUCGGGAGAACGUGGAGCUAAGCCGCGGCGACUGCAACUCGCUCACGGGAACAACAAAUCAUUUCAACUUCAAAGCAUCUAAGACUGCCAUCCUGGAACUGGGCUGGAAAGUGAUAAGGAGGGGGCUAGACCAUUUUUUCAUUCACUUCUCAAAUUUAAAAGACUUCGAAGAGAAUAUAAAAUGGCAGAGGUUUAAAGUUAGUAUUCAGGAUGAAUGAUGAUAAAUCAGAUAAGAGAGAAGAUGAAUUGCAUUAUAUAUCUGUCAGUGAUAAAAACGGGAAUACAUCUGAAUACAACACAAAGUCACCAUCUACACGGCGCCCUUCAGCUAGUCACGGGGAUUGGAACGCUGCUAACACAGAUGAUAUGGUGGUGGAUUAUGAAAUGGAUCCUGCUGUGGAUAGCAGUGAGAGUGUGUCUUUAAGCCAUCGCUGUGUUGGAGCACCUGCUUACCCAGAACCCUCAAGUGAUUUCAUUAGUAAGCCUGGGUUUGCAAUGCCCAGUGAUCCUACCCAUCAGUCUUCUGCAUACAGUCCAGCGAAGCCCCCAAACCUGCAUAGCAACUUGGAUUCCCUAAAGUCGCUCCAGGAUGAGAGGUUUGAGCCCUCUCUGUCCUGUGUGUGCAAGUCUGAUGAUGAUUUCGACUGUGCAGACUCCCCUGAUGCUUUGGAGCUAAGACAGACAUUUGACAUGAAAGUGGACACAGCUAACCGUACCUUUAUAGCGCACCAUUCUAUUGAAGAGGGUCAGCCUUCACAUGGUCUGCUGCCAGUGAGCGUGAAAGGUGGAAAUACAUUGUUGUCCUGCUCCACUUGGACAUCACCCCAUUCCUCGAAGAUGCACGUGACAGGAAUCCACUAUAAUAGAGAGGGCUUGGAAAACCUUCAAGCCCCACCAUCAGAGGCUCUAAACACAACCUACACAGUGUGUUCUGAUGUGCCGAUGCAAACGGACAGUGCAGACAUUGGAAUUCAGUGUCAGUAUUCUUUAGGAAAUGUCACCAAAGAGUACACAGAUGGGACAGAGCAAGGACUCGCUGCAGAAAAAGAGAUACAAGCUGCGACACCAGUUUCUGAUGGCAUGGAGGUUCCCAAUGGGUCUGUAUUACAGGAGUUCUAUUGUGUAUCUGAAGAUGGACCAAACAGUGAGACACAUUCACACGGCUCAUAUGGUCAACAGGAAAUGGGCCAAAAUCUAAGAGAAACACUGUCCAACUGUCAUGUUGAUAAUGAAUGCCCUUUACUGGUGCCAGCUUUUGAUAAAAGUAAAACCAGAGUCCUGGACACUGAGUGUAAAGUCACUAUGACCAAAGACCCACACAUCGCCUCCUGUCGUGACGACAACGACUCAGAAAUCCAAGAGAAUACUGAAGAGCUGACCCUAAGAAGUGUCCCAGGGCAGAGGUGUUCACUGUAUGAAAUGGCUUGGGAUGCGAAUGGUAGAACCAUUAACACAAAUAAUACAGCUUGCACGUCAACACCAGUUCAGCAAACCCCCAAUGUCAGCCUUACGCUUUCACCGGUUGAAGCAACAGAGAAGUGCAAUCAUGUGGAGAAUGGUCCAAGAGAUGCUAAAAAUGCACCAAACUUGAAAGGCGCACCAGUGAAUAUGCCAAAGCCUAAUCUGGGAAAAUCAGCUACCAAAACAAAUACUACUAUAGGCAGUAAAGUUAGGAAAACAGAAAUUAUAAGUUAUCCAAGACCAAACUUCAAGAACAUUAAAGCCAAAGUUAUAUCCAGAUCAGUGUUGCAACCCAAAGACGCUUCCCCAACGAAGGGCACUCCCAAACCUCAGAUUACUGGGGUCUCUUCAACCCCACCAGUGCCUUCUAAACAGUUGACAGUUGUGAACAGACCACCAAGGUCUGACUUGACCGCAGACAAAAAAGCAGAAAUCCUAAUUAACAAGACAGACAAGCAACAGUUUAAUAAACUCAUUACCAGCCAGGCCGUGCAUGUUACAACUCAUUCUAAAAACGCUUCGCUCAGGGUUCCAAGAACAACAUCUGCCACGAAAUCGAAUCGGGAAGAUGUUGACAAGACGGGUUCUUCUCCUGCAGCCAGUGAGACUGGGUCUGUAGCUGCGUUUUUCCAGAAGAUCAAAGGCAUUCUCCCAGUUAAAAUGAAAAGUUCAGAGUGCUUGGAAGUAACCUAUGUUUCCCACAUUGAUCAGAUGAGCCCUGAAAAGGGUGAAAAGGACAGCAGGGAUCCAAUGGAAAAGCAAGAGUUGGGGAAGGCAGCCAUGAAUGAGACUUUUGAAUGCAAGUCUCUGUUUGUGGGUUCUGCACCCAAAGCCGCCACCACCCCGGGAAGGAGCAUUUCCAAGCCAGACUCCUGCAGCCUGAGGAAAACACCAGGUCUCAAAGCCAAAGUGGGGCCUGCCGUUUCCUGCCUGAGGAGGAGGAACGAUAGUAGAACCCUGGGCUCCGACAGGGCCUUAUCGCCUCAGAGGAUCAGGCGUGUGUCCAGCUCUGGAAAACCUUCAUACUUGAAAGCCGUACAAGCUUCUUGGGUGAAUUCGUCUAGACUACUUCCUAUACCCAGAGCAUCUUUGAUGUGCAGGGCAGGAAGCACCCGGUCAGUGGCCAGCACCCACAACGAUCUGAGCGCCCGCAGCCAUAGCUCUGGUAAUGCUGCUGUCAUCAAGUAUGAAGAGAAACCUCCCAAACAAGUAUUUCAGAAUGGAUCAGGAUCCUUAUAUCUGAAGCCUUUGGUACCCAGAGCUCAUGCACACUUGCUCAAAACUCCUCCAAAAGGUCCUUCAAGAAAGAGUCUAUUCACAGCUUUUAAUUCAGUUGAGAAAGGCCGGCAGAAGAAUCCCAGAAGUCUGUGCAUCCAGACCCAGACAGUUCCAGAUGUGCUGUCCUCCGAAAGAGCACUUGAGUUGGCUGAAUACAAAACAAAAUGUGAAAACCAAAGUGGAUUCAUCCUGCACCUCAAGCAGCUUCUUUCCUGCGGCAAUACCAAGUUUGAAGCGUUAACAGUUGUGAUCCAACACCUCCUGUCCGAGCGGGAGGAAGCGUUGAAGCAACAUAAAACCCUCUCUCAAGAACUUGUCAACCUCCGGGGAGAGCUAGUUGCCGCUUCAAGCACCUGUGAGAAGCUAGAAAAGGCUAGGAACGACUUACAAACAGCAUAUGAAGGAUUUGUCCAGAAACUAAACCAGCAACACCAGACAGACCGGACAGAACUGGAGAACCGGCUGAAGGAAUUCUACACGGCGGAGUGUGAGAAGCUUCAGAACAUCUACAUCGAGGAGGCAGAAAAGUAUAAAACCCAACUGCAGGAGCAGUUUGACAACUUAAGCGCCGCCCAUGAAACCACUAAGCUGGAGAUCGAAGCAAGCCACUCAGAAAAAGUAGAAUUGCUGAAGAAAACCUAUGAGACCUCCAUUUCAGAGAUCAAGAAAAGCCAUGAAAUGGAAAAGAAGUCGCUUGAGAAUCUACUUAAUGAGAAGCAGGAGUCACUAGAGAAACAGAUCAAUGAUCUGAAGAGUGAAAACGAUGCUUUGAAUGAAAAGUUGAAAUCGGAGGAACAAAAGCGACUUUCAAGAGAGAAGGCGAAUUCAAAAAACCCUCAGGUCAUGUAUCUGGAGCAAGAACUGGAAAGCCUGAAAGCCGUGUUAGAGAUCAAGAAUGAGAAGCUGCAUCAGCAGGACGUGAAGCUGAUGAAGAUGGAGAAGCUGGUGGACAACAAUACAGCAUUGGUUGACAAACUGAAGCGAUUCCAGCAGGAAAACGAGGAAUUAAAAGCUCGAAUGGACAAACACAUGGCAAUUUCGAGGCAACUUUCCACGGAGCAGGCAGCCCUGCAGGAGUCCCUGGAGAGGGAGUCAAAGGUCAACAAGAGACUAUCCAUGGAGAACGAGGAGCUGCUGUGGAAGCUGCACAGUGGGGACCUGUGCAGCCCCAAGAGAUCCCCCACGUCCUCGGCCAUCCCUUUCCAGUCCCCCAGGAAUUCUGGGUCCUUCUCCAGCCCCAGCAUCUCACCCAGAUGACGCUUCCUGAACGCGGGAGAGUCUCUGAAGGCGCCGAGGUGCGGUUCUGCAGGACUGACCCUCUCGUGGGAAGAAGAGCUGAAUUCGCUUUCUGGAAUUUCCACAGGAUAACUGGAAAGCAGCCACCACCCUAUCGGCUACUUACGAGUCCGGGAGCUCCGGAGGAUGACUUUUUAACUUGGUCCAAAAGCCUCCUCCAAAAAUAGAUUUUUUUUGGAAUUGAUGUGGACGUAGUUGCACAAAGCACUUAAGGACGAGAGAACCUUGUUCUUUUGCCUUCCUUCACCUAAGCAUAAGGGGAAAACUCUCAGGGGCCUGUUAAGAUAAAGAUUUAUAACCUUUAUAAUACUCUUCACCAGAGACACCUUCUUGUGAUUUUUUUUUUUUUUCCCCAGUCUGACUGUGGGCGGAGGUAUGUGUGAUCGAAAUGGGUGUGCUGGUGUGUCACGUGACUGUCACAGUCCUCUCUGCUGUGUAUUAAAAGUCAGCGGCUGACGAUGGCUGGUCCUGUAUCAAUCAAGUUGUGAUCGCUGUACACGUGUCAACAAAAGCCAUAGAAGAGAAAGCACUGACACGGCAGGGCUUGGGUAUGACAGGAAAAGCCUUUUGGUUUGCUGAUGUCUGUACAUUUCUGUUAGCUUUUUAGUGUUCAGUUUUGUCAGUUGAAACCAGUUUGAUUUUUUUUUCCCUAUAGAUUUUUAUGAGCCCAACUACUAUACUCCGAUCCAUUUUCUCAGGCUACGAGCUAAUUUUUCUAAACAUACACCUGUAUAAAGAAGAAGGGGGCAGUACCCAUGGUGGUUUCUGCCUUAUUUUCACCUUGAAUCUAAGCUCUCUUCAGAGGUAAACCUUCAUCUUCUCUCCCCAUUAUCUGCGUCCACCUUUCCUUCCUCCACCUAGGGCCACAGACGCAAGCCUUCUACCUCUUUCCCCAAUACAGAGUGCUUUUCCGGACCCAGCUUCUUUGAGGUGCUGAUCCAAUAAGCUACCAUCCGGAUCGGAGAGUACAAAUUUUGGAAAUCCCUUAGGGAAGUCAGUAAAGAUGGCCUUCAGCAUGUACUAACGGCCAGAAGCACCUCGUGAAACCAACACUUCCUGUUUAAUAGAUCAAGAGUCUGAGCGGUAAUGCUGACUUGAGGGCCCCUUUGGGCGGUCCUCCUGUCAUUGGAAUGUAUCAGAAAGGUCGACCAAAGAGUGGGAAAUGUGGCUUAUGCAAUUCCUUCACAGUGCAUUUGAAUUCCUUCCCAAAAUUUCAUUUACCCCCUCCCCAGACUAAGACUUGGUGAAAGGUAGAAGGAUCGCUGUGGCUGCUCACCCCACUUCCCAGGUUUUGUCAGCAUUGUGAUGUCAGUAUUUAUUAACCCUAGAGUUAGGACAGACUCAAUACUAGAGGUGGAUAUUAGAGUCAUCAUGGGCCUGUACACUGCAUAGCUCAUGGAUAUUCAUGCCGCAUGCUUUUUAUUAAUGGUUGUGUUGAAUGAAGUCUCUAAUCUCCAAUAGUUUAUGAUGUAUGUAGCCUUCCAUGUUUGCUUCUGAUAAAUAGAAUGUAGCUUCACUGCCACCUCCUGGAAUCUCUCUGCACCCAGUCCCAAGUUGUGCCCAAUGACGUUAGCCAGAGUUGGGUUUAUCUUUUUUUGCUGUAGUUACAGUCAAAGUUCAUGCGAUUCCCUGUCCUCCUCCAUACCAUUUAGGUGUCUGGAAAGUCAAUAUUACAGCAGUUAAAAAUACCUUUCAGAGGUUAGAAGACAAGAGAGAAAAUAGGAAACAAAACAGCUUUUACGUUUUGUUUUUAAACAAUGUUUUUCGUAGGACACAAAACUUGACACAUCAUAAAAGAAAUGUGGAUGUGUGAAAAUCUGUAGCUUAUAGUGAUGGAAAGUGUAUUUUACUUUGAUCAAAUAAAUAAUGCUGAAAUAUUCAA